Monomorium pharaonis (pharaoh ant) is the source of this 1064-nucleotide messenger RNA. RefSeq lists its product as uncharacterized. NCBI's taxonomy places the organism in Eukaryota, Metazoa, Arthropoda, Insecta, Hymenoptera, Formicidae. The record is from RefSeq and is a predicted model, not a curated record. The transcript has 2 exons. Bases 121 to 624 code for a protein of 167 amino acids.
CUAUAAUUUUUGCAUAUCUACUGUGGAUGUGAACGCGGCAUAAUACAAAGAGGGUUGGACAAACCUGCGAAUUGUGUUGUAUAUCACCAACGUGGUUAUCAUAACAAUUGUAAGAAAAGGAUGGAGGACUUUGUAUCAACGCGUGGAUCCCAAAUCAAGAAAACCGCGACGAGUGAUUACAUAUCUGUGAAUUACGUGGCACCAAAGAAAAAGUCAAAAUUUGCAAAUGACUUGGAUAACGAGACACUCAAGAAUAAAUUAUCAGCGAAACCAACACCAGCCGAGUUGAAGGAGCAGCAAGAAAAAGAAAUGAAAAAAUUGCGAUAUGAGGUUAUUAAAUUUGGUAUGUCCGGUUUUGACAAGCCAAAGGCGAAGAAAGCAAAGGUUGAGCUUGCUAUUAGUCUAGGUGCAAAACCUCCUAAGAACAGGAGGCAGAAUUACAAUGUAUUAAAAACGCGUCGAAAAAAAGAGAAGGAGAGAAAGACACAGGAGGGACAUAAGUCUGGACUUACCAAUAGUUUACUCAAACCAAAAUUCAAGAAAGCACAGAAGAAAGACAGCAACAUUCUAAAGGUUUAUGGCAAGAUAUCGAAGAAUGUCUUGGAUAAGCAAAAAAAAAGUUGAAUUAAUCAGCAGAAUCGGUUUCUAAAACAUGAAACUUUGCUGAAGAUACUAGAGUCAAGGAAAAGAAGUUCAGAAUAAACUAUCUUGUAAGGAUUGUUAAAUAUAAAAAUGUAUAUUUGUAAAUUUUUGUAAUUUUGUUAACUCUCCAAUUAGAUAUUUUUAAUCGGGUUAGAUGAGUUAUUCCUGAGAAAUAAUGUAUAAAAGAAUUAAUGAAAAAGAAAUUAAAAAUAUUGUGUAAUAAUUUAACGUAUAGUUCAGGAAAGGAUGUACGAAGAAAAAGAUGCAAAUUUGUAACUGCAAACAUUUAAAAUAUUUUUCUGUUGAUUCAUCGCUUUUGUUACAACAUCAACUGUCUAUUGUCUAACAAUAAUAUCUCUUCUGCAUGUUGUAUACUAUGUACGAAGAAUAACAAGUAAUAAAAUAAUAUAUUUAUUUUUAUA